GCCAAACUUCGUCUGGCAACACUGCACAGUAGAGUUGUUUUUGUCGGUCGUUGCGUUGUUGUAAAUUAAUAUAUUAAAGUGUGUCCGCGAUGGCACAGUUGCUUGGCCUUUUGGGCAAAAUAUAAAAAUUACACGGCGGUGGCCAAAACGUUGCUCGCGCACAAGAAAAAAAAAUAUAAUAAUAGACCUACCAACACAAACAAACGCACGGGCGGCGCAAGCGAGCAGUUCGUUGUUCGUAGAAAGGAAAACGAGAGAAGGAAAGAGAAAAAUAAAGAAAAUAAAAGUGCAAUAGAUACGGUUUUGGGAUUGUGCAAAAAAUCGAAGUAGUUUUUCUGCCAGCACGAAUAAUAGCUCUGGCACUGCUACAGGUUCCGUUCCGACGUUGGGAAUAAACAAAUACCAAUAAAAAUAACCCCAGCGCAGCAGAAUCAUAACAAAGAGCAAAGGAGCAGCAGAAGCAUAAAAGACAAAGACAAAGGCGGCGAAGCUGCGGGGGAUUGCAAGAGUCCCCUUUUUGGGGUUGGACCAGGAGAGCAGGAACUCCGACUAUGCAAUACCCUGGGAUCUAAAAAUCAAACAUAAUGCCUUGCGACAACGCCAAAACCUCGUCGGAUAUCGAGCAUGUGGACUGGAAUUCCGGCCAGCACUAUGCAAAUGUCAGAUUCGGUUCCGGCAGCAGCCAAGCCUCGCAGAACAGCGGCGACAUCUGCCGCAUUUGCCACUGCGAGAGUGAUCCGCAGAAUCCACUCCUGACGCCCUGCUACUGUUCCGGAAGCCUGAAGUACGUCCAUCAGGCAUGCCUUCAGCAGUGGCUCACCGCAUCCGAGACCAACUCCUGCGAGCUCUGCAAGUUUCCCUUCAUCAUGCACACCAAGAUCAAGCCCUUCAACGAGUGGCGCAGCCUUGACAUCUCCGGCAUUGAGAGACGGCGAUUGUGCUGCUCCGUGCUGUUCCACUGUGCCGCCGCCCUGUGCGUCAUCUGGUCGCUGUGUGUGCUCAUCGAGCGGGCCGCCGACGAUGUCCAACGUGGCCUAAUAGACUGGCCCUUUUGGACGAAGCUGGCGGUUGUCACCGUGGGCCUUACCGGCGGCAUUGUCUUUAUGUACAUCCAGUGCAGGACCUAUUUGCAUCUGUGCCAUCGCUGGAAGGCACGCAACAGAAUCCUGCUAAUUCAAAAUGCCCCUGAGAAGAUCCAUCCAUUGGCUCCGCCUUCACCGGUGGCCGCCCAUCACCAUCAUCAUCACUACAGUGAGCCACUAGCUCAUGCGGGCUCAACCAGCGGCGGAGCAGUGGAGAUUAAUGCCAGCGGAGCGGCUGCCCACGAUGGCAACUGUGCGGCUACUCUGGAGAACGGCGUGGGUGGAGGAUUAGGCCUGCACCAGCAACAGAUGCAGCAGCAGCGACUGCUCAACUCCUCGCCACAUCAUAUGCUCCAGCUGGCCGCAGAAUUGGAGGUGCCGCACAGCAGCAGCAGCGCCUGCACGCAGACAGAGGACGGAGGACAUGGCCACCAGCGGCACCAUAUGCAAAUGCAGCAGGACGGACAACAGCAGCUGGGACAGGUGGCGGUGGCCGCCAACAUUGAGUGUUCACAGUCGCAGCACAACUAUGACCGCGACUGGGCGCUCGACGACGUCGUCUCACAGAUCUCCUCAUUCCGACCCUGUCCGCAGGGUUCGGGCAGCAUGACGCCCUUCCACGACUCCAUUCACAAUGUGCUGGAGCACUCGGAGGGUUCUAGUCGCGGCUCGGCCACGGAUCUCUGUGCCGGUUCUCGACAAGAUCUCAGUGCCAGCGGCAUAUCCACGGACACGGGCCGCGAGCAUGCCCUCCAGCUAAGCAGCUUUAGUGGCAGUGGCGAGCACAAGGCGCCCUCGAUCAGCUCGGGAGUGUCGCAUGCAGUGGCCAAUGGACUCGGCGGUUUUGUGUACAAGCCACACCAGACUAAGCGAUACUCCAACUCGUCCAUUUUCCUGGAGAACCGCGAUGUCCUGAGCGACCAGACCAGCGUGGGUCCCGACACGGCGGUGCAUCCGCCAUACGAUUACAGUACGCCGCCAAAGAUCGACUAUCGUCAUUCGGGCAUCGGGCACUCGGGAUGUUGCACUGCCGACUGCAUGGAUGGUCAUCCCAUGCAGUCCAGGAAGGCGGAGCUGCGUCGCUACUCCGAUCCGAAACUGAAGCCGGGCGAGGCGGAUACCGUGUUGGAUAUUGACUUGCCCACAUCUCCGCUAUCGCCACCUGCCGCCUAUGCCAGUAACAGCCAGCAUAAGCAGCCGCUGGCACCGCCGCUCAUUAUCUCCUCCUCCUUUGACAGGGGCGUGAACAGGAGCCGGCAGGGACACUGCCCCUCGAACACUGCCCAGAUAGAUCGAUCGCGGCUCAGUUUCAAGUCGUUGCCAAAUCUCAGCAGCAGCUGCGAGAGUCUCAUCCAAAAGUGAUUGCCGGAUGUGAAUCCAGCUCACCAUGUGCUCUCUCCCCCCCUGUAACCCUCUGCUCUCAAGUAUUCACCGCUGGUCGACGGACAGAUCCCCGAGAUCAUCCAAAGGAAAUACUAUUUUUUAUACCGCACACACAAAACACACCAAUUGGGCUUUAAAAGCCAGACAGAUCGCGUGGCCAGCGGCCAGCCCAAAUCCCCUAAGUUCUCCUCGUUGUGUUUAACGAUUUUUUUGUAUAGCAAAGAGCCCAUAACAAUUUUUGAGACUGCAAUGAUUAAGAAAAGAAAGGAUAAACAAAGCAAAACAAACACUUGACAGAGUGGAGUAUUGAUUAUUGUAUCGUUUAAAGUCAAGCAAGCAGCAAGCAGUGUGUGUAUCUUUAGAUUUAGGCGCUAAACCAACUGAUGUAUAAUUUAACUGCUAAUCGCAUCAUCAUCAUCAUCCAGCCUCCGAUAUCCAAUCCUCCCAUAUGUGUCCACACCUGAGUUGUUGUCCAAGCCAAAAGAAAGCCUACAAAAAUCAACCAGAGACAGUAAUUAUUUAGUCCGCGUACGAAAUGUGUGUAUGUUUUGUUUUCUUAACUUCUAAGUCAAAUGAAAUUUUAAAAAAAUUGAUCUGUGAUUAAGCGUCAUUGAAUAAACAUACAUAACAUACAUACAACAUAAAAAUGCAAGCAUUAACAUACAUAUAUUGACAGUCAGCAGCAGCAGUAGUAAAAAAAAACCAACCAUUUUUACUUAAACAACAAUAUAGAUAUGAAAAAGAAACCAAGAACAGCAACAUGACAACCACUAAAAGCUUUUCGCUCCUCCGGGAGCUGAGAAAUAGGGAUUUAUUCUUUAAAAAUCUCUAGCUGAAAAAAAAUAUAUGAAUGGAAGCCGUUUUUUAGAUAAUAGACACUUAGCAUAAAACAGUAAAUACUUAUGAUCGCUACCAGAGUUACGAGCAUAAAAAUAAAAACCAAAUGAGAAACAAAUUUCAAAAAGGACAACUAAAUUUUUUAAUAUGUACUAAAUAUUUAAAUAAAUAUGUGCAAACCAAAAACAUAAAAGUUAUUUAAUUGAUAUAAUCACCGAAGUUUGGGGACUUUUAUCAAGUAAAUUAAAAAUAAUAAUAAUAAAUUAUCUUUUAAUGUUUUAUAAACCAAAUUAAAUUUACACAAUACACAAAUUUUAACUGGCAUACCAUUAAAAUAUAUAUACUUAUUAUA
This is a messenger RNA of Drosophila kikkawai, 3654 nucleotides long. RefSeq lists its product as uncharacterized. Gene Ontology annotation, cellular component: early endosome membrane; late endosome membrane; lysosome. The record is from RefSeq and is a predicted model, not a curated record. Lineage: Eukaryota; Metazoa; Arthropoda; Insecta; Diptera; Drosophilidae. Gene Ontology annotation, molecular function: ubiquitin protein ligase activity; zinc ion binding; MHC protein binding. Gene Ontology annotation, biological process: protein polyubiquitination; antigen processing and presentation of peptide antigen via MHC class II; immune response.